AUGGGCGGCACUCCGCGGAGCAGCAUCGGCCACAUCCUUCCCGGCGCCGGCUUCCUGGCCGUCGGCCUGUGGCACCUGUUCAACCACAUCAGGCUCUUCUCCCUGCGCCCUGACGCGUACGUCGCGCCAGUCUGGUUCCCGGCGCCGCGCGUCCGCCACCUGGAGCUCAUCCUCGUCAUCGCCGGCAGCGCCGUCGAGUUCUCCAUGGAGAUGUUCGUGGACCACUCCACCUUCCUGCCGUUCGACGCCGACGGCUCCAUCCCGUCCGACCGCCUGCACAACCACGAGCACGCCAUCAUCUGCCUCGCGCUCCUCGUCUACGCGGCCUCCGCGCUGCACCUCGACCGCGCCCGCGCCCAGUGCCGCGACGCGCUCUCCCUGCUCCUCGUCGCGGUCGUCUUCGCGCAGGAGCUGCUCGUGUUCCACUUCCACUCCACCGACCACGCUGGCUUCGAGGGCCACUUCCACUGGCUCCUGCAGCUCGUGGUCGCCGCGUGCCUCGUCACGGCGCUCCUGGGCAUCGCCUUCCCGCGGAGCUUUGUCGUGGGCCUGGUCCGGUCGGCGUGCGUCACGUUCCACGGGGUGUGGCUCAUCGUCAUCGGCGCCAUGGUGUGGGUCCCGAGCCGUGUGCCCAAGGGCUGCUCGCUCGUGGAGGAGGACGGCCGCAACACCGUGCGCUGCCACAGCGAGGCCAGCAUGCACCGCGCCAAGGCGCUCGCCAACCUACAGUUCGGGUGGUACCUGUCCUUCAUGACGGUUUUUGUCGUCGUGCUCUACGUCAACGUGUGCAGGAUGUAUCCUGCGGAGACAGCGUACGUGCGGCUGCCGCCGGAAGCCGGCGAAGAGGAGGAACACCUGAAGCGCAAGUGCGGGGUCGUCUCCGGCGACGACGAUGUUCAGGGAUUCACGCCCUUGGAGAUCGAGGUGUAA
Molecule: messenger RNA, 930 nt
Organism: Miscanthus lutarioriparius
Lineage: Eukaryota; Viridiplantae; Streptophyta; Magnoliopsida; Poales; Poaceae
Source: the annotation of a GenBank genome assembly